Messenger RNA from Herpailurus yagouaroundi (jaguarundi), 1896 nucleotides. RefSeq names its product RRAD and GEM like GTPase 2 (gene REM2). NCBI's taxonomy places the organism in Eukaryota, Metazoa, Chordata, Mammalia, Carnivora, Felidae. Gene Ontology annotation, cellular component: plasma membrane. Gene Ontology annotation, molecular function: GTP binding; calcium channel regulator activity; GTPase activity. The record is from RefSeq and is a predicted model, not a curated record.
UUGGGGGGGGGAAUGGGGGUGGUAUUUAAGGGAAAAGCUGACAGUGCUGCUGAGUGAGGGAGCGGGGACUGCAAGCGGCUGGGCUGCACACACACACGGAUGCACACGGACCUCGACACGGACAUGGACACAGACACAGAAACCACAGCACUCUGCCCCUCCGGCAGCCACCAGGCCUCCCCCCCCGGGACGCCCAUACCAGAAACAGAUGCCACACUGUUGAAGAAGCCAGAGAAGCUGUUGGCAGGGUUGGACCGGGGUGGGCCACCACCAGCCCCAGGGGCACCCAGACGAAGAGGCAGUAUGCCUGUUCCUUACAAGCACCAGCUGCGGCGUGCCCAAGCUAUAGAUGAACUUGACUGGCCACCUCAAGCCUCAUCCUCUGGCUCCUCUGACUCCUUGGGCUCGGGGGAGGCAGCCCCCACCGAACAAGAUGGCAUCUUCAAGGUCAUGCUGGUAGGGGAGAGCGGCGUGGGCAAGAGCACCCUAGCAGGCACUUUCGGCGGUCUCCAGGGAGAUAGUGCUCAUGAGCCAGAGAACCCAGAGGAUACCUAUGAAAGACGCAUCAUGGUGGAUAAGGAGGAAGUGACUCUAAUUGUUUAUGACAUCUGGGAACAGGGGGACGCAGGGGGCUGGCUGCGGGACCACUGCCUUCAGACCGGGGAUGCCUUUCUCAUCGUCUUCUCAGUCACCGACCGACGAAGCUUCUCCAAAGUUCCAGAGACCCUACUUCGGCUCCGGGCUGAGAGGCCCCACCACGACCUCCCUAUCAUCCUUGUUGGAAACAAGAGCGACCUAGCCCGCUCUCGGGAGGUCUCACUGGAGGAGGGCCGCCACCUGGCAGGGACACUGAGCUGCAAGCACAUCGAGACGUCGGCGGCGCUGCACCACAACACGCGGGAGCUCUUCGAGGGCGCGGUGCGCCAGAUCCGGCUGCGGCGGGGCCGGAGCCGUGCCGGGGGCCCGCGGCCCGAGUGGGGCAGCCCCGACGGCCCCGCGCCGCCCGCGCGCCGCGAGAGCCUCACCAAGAAGGCCAAGCGCUUCCUUGCCAACCUGGUGCCGCGCAACGCCAAGUUCUUCAAGCAGCGCUCCAGGUCGUGUCACGACCUCUCCGUGCUCUGAGCCGCGGUCGUCAUGGCCACCGCGGUCGCCAUGGUCACCGCGCCCUCAGCUCACCCAGUCACCCCGUCCCGCCCCCGUACGGCUUCCUUUGUGAAGACCGUCUAGUAAACCAAAAAGUCCGAGGGCGCGCGGGUGUGGCCGCGGGGGGCGGGCCCCCUGCCCCCAGCCCCUGGUGGGCGUCGCCCCCAGCCCUGCCACCACGCGUGCCCUGGCUACCUCCCCGCCCAAGAGCGCCUAGAAGGCGAGGACGCAGACCUGCGGGCGGGCGCGCUGCGGUCGGCGGGCGAGGCGGCUUCUGGCGGGCAGGAGGGGAUAUAGUUCUGUGAGCUACUUUGACUUUUAUUAAGUCGCGCUUGACCACCUCUCCUGUAAAGAGACCCUAAAAGUGAGAACUGGAAAGGUGCUUGGUAGACCUCUUUACAGUUCUCUGCGCGAACACGCCUCAUCUUUAAGACAUCCUUAAAGGUAAAAACACUGGAGAUGCUUCUUUGAGACUUUUCCCAAAACGUGCUGGCUCUUAUCUGCUGCACUUGUCCACUUUGCCUUUAAGAAGUUCUUAAAGGCAAAGGCCUGGAAGUGCCAUUUUUCAGAAUCGAUUCUGUGAUUUACCACUACAUCACGGCACUUCCCUUUUAAGGUUAUUAAAGGUAAGGUUUGGACAGACUCUUGCCUUCAGAUGCCAUUGUUAAGAGCUGAGCAGGCAGCACCCUGGGCCCAGGAGGCCCCAGCAAAAGAGCCACCCUUCCCUUUUCAAUAAAGAACUUUUCUACUACA